CCAUCCUUCAACUUCGCAGUGGUCGAAAAAUGUAUGUUCCGAUGAGUCGAAAUAAUUCCAGUACAGAGGUAUUUUCUAUACCCUAUGGUUCGGCUAUAUAUGAGCACCUACACGGCCUUGAGCGACUUGUAGUGGAUCAAGGCGAUGAGAAAACCGCGAACCUUCUCAGGGCAAUCAUAUCGUCACCAGAUCCCUUAGACAAACUUCGAGCCGCCCUAGGCAAUAAUCGGAAGGAAAGGUCAUGUACUGAACGUGAGCUCUGGUUUAAGAACUGGAACGAUGGGGUAUUAUCUGAGAAGCAGGCUAGGUUUCUUGCCUCUGUUACUAAGGACUGGGUACUUGAUGGCAUUGCCGUAUCCAUUGUCUCUGCAUAUGCUCGGCUUUGGAUUGAGCAACCCCGUGCGUUCUGGUAUGGAGUACCAGCAGACCAUGAUAUACUCCGGCGAUGCUACAAUGAGAAAAAAGUCAUUGAAGAAGUUGUUCCUACAAGGGCGAAGGUGAUCUCGUGGAUCACAGCUCAAGAAGUAAGAAAAGAGCAAAAUAGAAUUAGGGAGUGCGGGAAUAGGAGAUACAGACGCAGGGCUAAGACUCGCAAUGGUGAUGAAGUUUUUCUCGGACGGGCUUUACAGGAAAUCUGUCGUCAGCACUGGGGUGUUGUUGACAAAGACAAGACGAGAUGGCUACGAGACGAAUCGCGCGAAGGCUCAAAGUGGCAUUAUAUAGACAAUCCUGGUAUCAUUUUGUCACUGUAUAAGGCUGGGAGCACGCGAAUUACGAGACACAAAUGGGAAAAGGUAGAGGUCAAGGUGUUAAAUGAAUUCGUCGCAACUCUACCUCAAAUGAGAAUAUGCGAUCUUCUGAAUGAAGCGUUCGGUCAUAUAGCACAAGAUUAUUUAUCUCUGGGCACCGGAGAAAGACAUGCACUGUCGCCGUCGUCCAUCAGCCGUCAUGACAGUUCCGCGGUUGCAUCUCUAGCAGAAUAUCAGAGUGCGGACUUACCGCAAGACGAGACAACCGACGCUAUACGCGGCCGAGACCAAGACGUUGCAGGCUCAACAAAUCCGACUACCGAGUCCAGACCAGAAGUCAAUGGUACCAGCGACUUGGAGUCGUCGGACGCCAAUUCCUUGACGGUUCAUUCGACAUCCGACGAGGCGUCCAACCACUGGGUUUCCAGCACAGUGGUAGGUUGCAACUUGCAACUCCAGCCUGUCAACAAUGAGCCGUCAGAUGAACAGGCAGCUUCGGUUCUUUACGCUUUUCGGAACCCACAAGCAGCUUCGGUUGUUCCUACAAAUCAAGAUUCAGAUCUGCAUGAUUCAGAGUCUCUCAGACGGUCAGUUCAAGACUCGCAGGGAAGUGAGGCAAGCCAGGAUCACACAGUUUAUGCCCAGUUACCUGUCACGGCUACACCACAGCCGGAGCACCAGUUGAAUGCAUCAAAUUCGGCACAGUUUCAUCCUUUACUGGACAAUCUAAUUAGUGAAUCCUUUCGUGUACAAAACCCAGCAGCUACUAUUGUUGAAGGCCCAUCGUCUCAGUGGCAACACAGUGCCUUACAAUCAAACGAGCCCCUGGAAAAUGGUGACCAAGCCUACCAGGUACCUCUGGGACACUGGGACCAAGCCUAUCACGUACCCUUGGAAAACGGUGGCCAAUCCUACCAGGUACCUUUGGGACACUGGGACCAAGCCUACCAGGUACCCUUGGAAAACGAUGACCAAGUCUACCAGGUACCCCUGGGACACUGGGACCAAGCCUACCAGGUACCCUUAGAUAAUGGUGACCAACUCUACCAGGUACCCCUGGGACACUGGGACCAACCCUACUAGGUACACUUGGAGAAUAGAAAACAAUCAUACCACGUACAAUUAAAUGACCCCUUGGAAAGCUGGAAUUGGAAUCAUUUCGUCGUGCAGUCUUCUAGGGUACAGGAUAGUGUAUCAAAUCCUCCGACACCGAUUUCAGUCUGAUGACUUGUACACCAGGGUCUGAAACAUCCCUCCACCGCCUGUCGGAUGAGUAUAAACCAAAUCACCUCUCCAUAUCACAGCAUCUCCAGCCUCAAGCCGCAUUUGUACAGUUCUAUUUUCAUCGGGUAUUGGGUGAUCAGCACGAGAACCUUCGUAAAAUAUAUACCAUCCAUUGUCGGGACUAAGAUCAGUAAGGGCGAUGGUAACAUAUAUUUCAUCCCGAGCUGCGGUCUUCUUGGGCAAGGAUGGGUUUGCUUUUGUCUCUCGGAAUUUACCCGCAAAAACGUGAUUCCGUUUCAAGCGUCGACGAAAUAGCUGUGAUAAUAAAUCCAAAUUCUCUUGCUAGAUAUACAUUAG
This is a messenger RNA of Talaromyces stipitatus ATCC 10500, 2330 nucleotides long. RefSeq lists its product as uncharacterized. The transcript is spliced from 3 exons. Bases 30 to 1832 code for a protein of 600 amino acids. The record is from RefSeq and is a predicted model, not a curated record. NCBI's taxonomy places the organism in Eukaryota, Fungi, Ascomycota, Eurotiomycetes, Eurotiales, Trichocomaceae.